Molecule: messenger RNA, 2166 nt
Organism: Labrus bergylta (ballan wrasse)
Lineage: Eukaryota; Metazoa; Chordata; Actinopteri; Labriformes; Labridae
Product: ankyrin repeat domain-containing protein SOWAHA
Molecular function (GO): protein binding
Source: RefSeq, a predicted model, not a curated record
GUUAACGCUGCGCCGUCACCAGGACAAAGGUGAACAGGAUACAGCGGGGAAGGACGUUUCAACUUUAACAACUGGCCUAGAACAACGAUUUUCAUCAUGGCUUUGACGCAAGAAUCCGUCCUAUCUCUGCUGAUAGCGGAGGGGGGCAAGGUGAAGAAAUCGGACCUGGUGGGUAAGUUCAAAGAUUCAAUCAACUGCGGCGAUCCAGAGGAGAGAGCUCAGAAAAGAGAGCUUUUCAAGACUUUUGUUAACAAUAUCGCCUGCGUAAUAGAAAUCGACGGUGUCCGCUAUGUAGCGGUAAAGAAACGGUAUCAGCAUUUGCUUCAAAGUGCAGGAAAGACAGAAACUGAAGAGAUCCAGCUGACAGGUGAGCAGCAGCGCCCACCUGCGAAAGCCGAAUGCUCUGAGGAUGUAGGAGAGGAGAGAUCAGCGGAUCCUGAGCCAGAUCAAGUACAGGCAAGUGAAGUUGUUGAAAACCCUGAGGAAUUAUUGUCUCCUGUGCUGCUGGCACUGCAAAGGAGCAAAAUUAUGGACUUUAAAUUAAAAAAGGUUCUGAGUUUUGAGACCCAACAGAAUGAAAAUGGCUCACAAAAGGGUUCAGGAAAUGAGCCCAUCCGUAACAAGCCCUACGCCCUGCCUCUGAGAGUGCCACCAAGCGCGACCCGAGUGGAGAUCCGUAAACUUAAAGUGGAACCAGAUGAUUCUCCUGAUGGUCCUAAACCGGACUCCUUCAGGAACAAGCGAAGGCCUUCAGUGGAGUCGUGCAGCGGCUACAUUAUUAGCUCCCCCGAGCUGAGGAGAGCAGUAAAGAGCACCAAGGCAUCAGAGGAAUCCAGGAUGCCCUCCUCGGUUCCCCUGGAGCAGUCAGAGCAUGAAUGGCUGGUUAAAUGUGCAGCCGGACACUGGAGCCAGGUUUACGGCCUGCUGCUGAGAGACAACCAGCUGGCUGAGAAGAGAGACUUUAUGUCAGGGUUCACUGCUCUGCACUGGGCGGCCAAAAGUGGGAACAGUGAAAUGCUUGUGAAGAUAAUCGACCUGUCCAAGCAAGGAGGGGUUGACGUUGACAUUAACGCAAAAACACAUGGUGGAUACACACCUUUGCACAUCGCCGCCUUGCAUGACCAGGAGUACAUCCUGGCCAUGCUGGUGGGAGAGUUUGGGGCCGAUCCCAGCAUCCGGGACAACUGUGGGAAGAAAGCUUACCACUAUCUGCACAAGGGCAUCUCAAACACAGUAAGAGAGAUGCUGGGUGAGCCAAAAGCCCAGGUCACGGUUCAGGAAAAGCCCCCGGAAGAGAAGGACGAGCUGGAUCUGUUACCUGAUCUCUCCAAGGGAUUCCAUUCGAUAAGCCGCCUCUUCCAGCCCCACAUGACGUCCCAAAAGAAGAAGCACAAGCAGAGGCCAGCGUUCUACUCUCUGAACGAUGACCCCAGAGAAGACAGCAACGGAUUCAGACACAGGCUGGUGUCAGAUGCUUUUAUGUAAACUCAGAAGUCUGUCUUGGUUAUUUUUUUGCUCUGGAAUAGUCUGUCCUGCCAAGAAAUGACAAAUACUUAAAAAAAAAAAAAAUGCUUAAGAAACAGGACUCCUGUUUAUUCCUGUUAUUUAUUUUUUUCUAGUUGGCAGACCACUUAGAAAAUAAAAUUAUUUUAUAUGAGUUUGGCUGUUUGGUGAAGAGGAUAAUCAAGAUUUAAAUGAACAAUGGAGUCAGGAGAAACCUUCUGUAGCUGGUUAAAUGAGAGACAACAACUUUCUUUGAGCAAUAUCUUUAUUUAUUGUGUCUAAUAUGUGAAGUGUUAAAAUGAAAAUGUAUUCAGAAAAAAGCUCCAUUGGAUCUUGUGAGUUGUCCUUUCAUAACUCUGUCUGUGAAAACUUGAAUGCUGUCAGUCUAUAGAAGCCCAGACUCAGGGAGUUGAAGAGUAAUAUUUUAGAAAACAGGCACAUUUUCUGUAGACUUUCCAUUUGUUUACUCAUUGUUAUGCACUGACAGUUUAAAGAAAGAAGAGUAUGUCCGACACUAGCAUUUUCAGUAAGGUUCAAUGGCAUGUACUGUUUAAAGUUUAUCAUAAUGUACGUCAAGCCUGUUGAAGAACAUCAUGUAUAACAAUUUAUUUUGAUUUAAAAUGAGCUUCCCUUCUUAAUACAAGGAAUAAAUCCUGCUGUUCA